Molecule: messenger RNA, 528 nt
Organism: Miscanthus lutarioriparius
Lineage: Eukaryota; Viridiplantae; Streptophyta; Magnoliopsida; Poales; Poaceae
Source: the annotation of a GenBank genome assembly
AUGCCAAGAGUCGUCGGCGGCGGCGGCGCGGCCUACAAGGGCGGCAUCAAGGGCUACUGGAAGCGCCGCGGCUACGACCGGCUCGACGCGGCCGCGGCGCAGCGCCGCCCGCGCCUCCCGACCGCGGAGCUCGGUGGCGGCGGCGAGGGCGAGGCGCAGCCUCAGCCGCAGCCGCAGCCGGCUGCGGGACGGCGCCGCCGCGCCCGCGGGUGGCGCGUUCGUCGCCGGCGCGCGGGCGUCCUCGGCCGGCGCCUCCUGCGCGCGCUCUCGCCGCUGCGGCUGCUGGCGCGGCUCCGCGACGCCUACGUGAACGCCAUGCUCCGCCUCGCGUCCUCCUCCGCCGUGGCCGGAUACGGCGCCGCUGGCCCGUACUGCACCGCGGUGGAUCCGUUCGUUCGGCCGCGGCCGCUCACCAGGGACUACGACGAGAAGGCGCUCGUCGAGAUCUACAGGUCCAUCCUCGCGCGCGGCGGCGAGGCCGGGCCGGUGCCGGUGCUCGCUGCCUCGCGGCUGCCUGCGGCGGUCUGA